Molecule: messenger RNA, 2190 nt
Organism: Anneissia japonica
Lineage: Eukaryota; Metazoa; Echinodermata; Crinoidea; Comatulida; Comatulidae
Exons: 2
Coding region: 1-2190 (729 amino acids)
Source: RefSeq, a predicted model, not a curated record
AUGGCCUUAGACAGUCUGUUAGGGGUUUACCCUCAUCUCACCGAACAAUACAAGUAUCAAGUGUUGCUGAGCCACCUUGGUGGCAAUAUUAGGAAACUGGCUGAAGCAUUUAUCCAUGAGACCAAGCCCUACUCAGCUGCACUUUCAGCCUUGCAAGAAAAGUAUGGACAGCCGCGACAACUUGUCCAAAGCGAGAUUGGACAACUACUACAAACACCUCCUAUCCGAUCUAAUGAUACUGAUAGUUUUGGGAAUUUCGCACUGUCAGUGCAUUCAUUAGUGGGUAUGUUACGGUCGAUAGAAGGCGAUAGUGGUUAUGAACUCCAGUGUGGUUCCUAUGUGGAUCGGCUCAUCAGUAAGCUGGCACCUCCUAUCCGUGAUCGAUUUGUAGAGCAUUGCAUCAACAGAAAGGUUAUAGAAACCAAUACAGACAAGACUUACAACCUUAAGGAUCUUUCAGACUGGUUACAAACCAGAACACGAGCCCAGCGAAUAGCAAACCAAGCCUCUACACUAUACAAAGAGCAUUAUCCUGUAACCAAGAAACCAUCGAGAACAACAAGUUUCAUGACGACUGAGAGAAAGUGUACGUUCUCAAAGAUGUUCUGCCCUUACUGCACCUCCAAUAAUCACUAUCUGGGAGGGUGCAGAGAGUUCAAAGAACUGAAGGUUGAACAAGUAGUUCGUUGGAUUAAAGAAAAGAAGCGGUGCUGGCGCUGUGGCAGGACACAUUUACCGGAAAAUUGUACCCUUAAGCGACCCUGUAGACAGUGCAAUGACUUGCAUUUGACAGUGCUGCAUGAUGCGACUACCAAUGGGGGGAACAAGCCGCCAUCUACAGUCCAGUUGUACAUAGACAGGCAACAUCGUCUUCACAAUGUCAUGCUGAAGAUCUUACCAGUCACCCUUCAUGGUCCUAAAUCCUACAUUGACACAUAUGCAAUCCUCGACGAUGGAUCUAUGCGGAUAAUCAUUAUGACUCAAGCGCUUAAAAAGCUUCAUAUCACUGGAGUCAAAGACAGUAUCUUACUUACGACUGUUAAUCAGGGUAGAACCGAAUGCAGUGGUUAUUCCGUGAACCUGCACGUGUCAUCCCGAGAUAAUCACCAAUGUCGCUUCAGUCUACAGGGGGUGUUCAGUGCUCAUCAGCUAAGCUUCUCAGAGUACACCCAUCCAAUCCAGUCUCUUCAGAAAAGAUAUGCUCAUCUAAGACAAAUACCUUUGACAGAUAUUAACCAGGCAAAGCCGUUAAUCUUGAUUGGUUCAGAUAAUGCAGGACUCAUUCUUCCCUUGGAACCAGUACGUCUAGGGCCUAGGGGAGCUCCAGCUGCAAUCAGGACAGCAUUAGGGUGGACGAUACAAGGUCCAUCUCAUCUACUGACAUAUCAGCAACCUCAAUCCACAUAUUUUGUCAACACUAAAGUAAAUCAGGACUUGUUGAAAAAUGUCAAACGACUGUGGGAAAUUGACAUUUUACCUUAUUCCAAACAUGCCGUUAGGUCUCGUCAAGAUAAUCAAGCAGUAGAACUCUUGGAAAGAAGACGGUUCGAGUUAAAAUCAAUGGGACGUUCGGAACGGCAACUUCAGACCAAUCCAGAAAAGGCAGAAACCCACAACCAACUGGUGAGGAAGCUGGUGGAUGAUGGUUGUGUUAAAGAAAUAUCUAGAGAGGAAGCUGUUCAGUCAAAUGAAUCAUGGUACUUCCCACAUCAUGUAGUCUCCCACAAUGGGAAAGAUAGACUAGUAUUCAAUUGCUCAUAUGAACACAAUGGAAAGGUGUUAAAUGCUAACCUACUUCCCGGACCAACACUUGGUGCUUCACUUUUGGGAGUUAUAUUGAGAUUCAGACAGCACAGAGUUGCUGUUUCCGGCGAUAUAAAAGCCAUGUUUCAUCAGAUCAGGCUGCUACCCGAAGAUCGCCCCCUUCUUCGGUUCGUAUGGCGAGACUUACAACGAAAUAUUGAACCAUGUAUAUAUGAAUGGCAGGUAUUGCCAUUUGGAACAACCUGCAGCCCAUGUUGUGCGACAUUCGCACUUCAAAAACAUGUCAACAAUUACCGCAAAGGGUAUGAAAAUGUGGUUCACUCAGUGGAACACGCAUUCUAUGUGGACAAUUGUCUUGACAGUUUGCCUACGGUUACAGAAGCCAAGGAACUUGUGAUGAAUAUGCGAACCUUGCUUGCUUGCUGA